CCAGUGGAUGUGGAGUUCAUGAAGGCCCUUCACGAGAAGGUGAACAUCGUCCCCCUCAUUGCCAAAGCCGACUGCCUCAUCCCGGGAGAGAUCCGGAAGCUGAAGGAGCGGAUCCGGGAGGAGAUCGACAAGUUCGGGAUCAAGGUGUACCAGUUCCCAGAGUGUGACUCGGACGAGGACGAGGAGUUCAAGCAGCAGGACCGAGAGCUGAAGGAGAGCGCCCCCUUUGCCGUCAUAGGCAGUAACACCGUGGUCGAGGCCAAGGGCCAGCGGGUCCGGGGGAGGCUCUAUCCCUGGGGCAUCGUGGAAGUGGAGAACCAGGCCCACUGCGACUUCGUGAAGCUGCGCAACAUGCUCAUCCGCACCCACAUGCACGACCUGAAGGACGUCACCUGCGACGUGCACUACGAGAACUACCGGGCCCACUGCAUCCAGCAGAUGACCAGCAAACUGACCCAGGACAGCCGCAUGGAGAGCCCCAUCCCCAUCCUGCCGGUGCCCACCCCGGACACGGAGACCGAGAAGCUCAUCAAGAUGAAGGACGAGGAGCUGAGGCGGAUGCAGGAGAUGCUGGAGAAGAUGAAGCAGCAGAUGCAGGACCAGUGAGCCUGGCCUGUCCCCCCCACCCAUGGUUGGGGCUCCCAGACGAGCGAGCCCCGCGGCCAGACCCUAAUUUAUUGUUGGCCCGUGCCGGCCAGCCCCGAGCCCCCCCCUCGCCUCCUAAGGACCAAGGCACCCCCACUCGGCCCUUCUCCCCCUGCUGGGAAGGGGGGGCCGUGGUGCAGGCAGAUAAGGGCUAUGUGGCCCCCCGUGGGCCAGCCUUGCCUCUUGGGGGGUCCCCCGGGUCUUCAGCCCCUCCCCUCCCCAAUCCUGGGGUCAGGAAGACCUGAGUUCAAAUGCUGCCUCAGAGACCCGCUCACGGGGUGACCCUGGAGGUCGCCUCACCUUGUUCUGCCUCCGUUUCUCUCACUGUAAAAUGGGGAUCCCAUGAGCUAAUUCUGAAGCGCUCUGCAGAGGGGGAAACAGAGGCAGAACAAGGCCUCCCCAGAGAGGCCACGGGGGUCAGUACGGGACCUGAACUCGGCUCCUCCUCCGCACCCAGAGGAUCCCUCCCGUAAACCCCGAGGCCGGGGGCCCCAGGCCCUUCCCCCCUGCCUCUGGCCGCCCCCCCUGGGACUCCCCCAGGGGUGGUGGGGGAGGGGCCAGCAGCCUGGAGGUUGGAAGGGAGGCCCCCCUCCCCUACUGACUCCCCCCCACCCCAGGGUGCCCUCAGCCCCAGCUCUCUGACCCCGCUGGAUCCGGGGCCCCUUGUUACCACCUCCCCCCAGCCCUCUCUGGCUCCAAGGCUGGGCACUGAAUGCCGAGGCCAGCCGGGGGGGGGGGUCCCCAUUCCCCAGGGCUCUGUGCUCAGUGGUGAGAUCCUGCAUGUCUCUUGGCCUGGGGGGAGCCCCCCCUCCCCCGUCUUUGUUCUUGGCCUGGCUUCCUCUGGUAGACCAGCAGGCUGGUGCCACAGGCGACUCUGGGCCUGUGGCUUCCCCUGUGGUGCCUGGACCCCGAGAACCAGCCCUGCUGACUCAGAGCCUCUAUCUCUCUCUCGGCCCCCCCAUUUCCGGGGGUUCAAACCUGCUCAGCCCACCCCUU
This is a messenger RNA of Gracilinanus agilis (Agile Gracile Mouse Opossum), 1641 nucleotides long. RefSeq names its product septin-5. Gene Ontology annotation, biological process: regulation of exocytosis; cytoskeleton-dependent cytokinesis. The coding region runs from base 19 to 606 and encodes 195 amino acids. Gene Ontology annotation, cellular component: cell division site; microtubule cytoskeleton; septin ring. The record is from RefSeq and is a predicted model, not a curated record. Gene Ontology annotation, molecular function: GTP binding; molecular adaptor activity; GTPase activity. The transcript is spliced from 6 exons. NCBI's taxonomy places the organism in Eukaryota, Metazoa, Chordata, Mammalia, Didelphimorphia, Didelphidae.